AUGUCGAACAGACCGUUCGCACAGCUACAAGCCGCUGCCAUCGAUGGCAGAACCAGGACUGUCUUCUACCGUCAAAGUCAACUGGAGAAGCUACACAAGAACCUGGUCUCAAAUGCUUCCGACAUCGUAGAUGCGAUUGUCGCGGAUGCUGGUCUAAGCAGAACAGAAGCACAGAUCGAGUAUUCGCUUGCUCUCACGACGGUCAGAGAGCGCUUUGCAGAGCUCGAGCCGAAGAAAGAGCUCGAAAACGAGUAUGCUGUUGCGCGUGGAGAAGAUGCCGGCAGCCUACGCCUUGGCUAUGGCACUGUAUACAUCAAGGCUUCAGCGGACCACACUCCGUUUUACUCUGCUAUUGCACCCUUGAGUGCAGCAAUCGCUGCUGGCAACUGCGUAGUCUUACAGGUCGAGAACAGCCUUCGCAGCCUCCCAACCAUCCUCCGUAACACGCUCAAGUCUGCGCUAGACAACGAUACAUUCGAUAUCGCACAACAACCUGUACAAGACGCAGCUUUCUUGGACAACUGCUUGCAAGUGGUCCAGGAUGGAUCAAUUGAUGGCGCCCCUGCGCUGAACCAGCUUGUUUCGAAAGCCGGCUCAAUCACAGCAGCGAUCGUGGAUAGGACGGCAAACUUUGACGAGACCGCAAAGGCUCUCGUGAAUGCUCGCUUCUCAUACAACGGCAAAUCACCGUACGCUCCAGACAUCAUCUUCAUCAACGAGUUCUCCAAGAAGGACUUUUUGCAGGCACUUCUCAAACACUCCGUAUCCUUCGACGAAGUGGUAGAGAGGGAAAAGUCGCCAACCCGCAGAGGUGGUCGCGAGAAUGGCAUCAGAGACUUGAUCUCCAGCCUUCAAAAGGACGGAAGUGGGCGUGUCAUUGCACAGGAGUCGAACCGCGCAAUCCUAGAAUUGAGCAAGAGUGUANGGAGUACGAGCCUACUCAAGACCAAGAUCAGCGAGCCCGUUCUGCUUGUACAUGCUGUCAAGAGUCUUGACGAUGCCAUUGACUUCAUCAACAACAACGGUAACGAGCUGCUGGCCGCCUACCACUUUGGCGAGAACGCCCAGUGCAAGUACCUCAGCCAGUUUGUCGCAUCGCAAGUAUCUUAUGUCAACCACAUCCCGGCAGAACUGCUCGUCGGUCCUGCCUUCCCAGUGGGCCACCCCAUAACCUCAACACGCUACCCUACCGCCCUCUUCACCCGCCCGACACCCGCCUUCGUCAACAACACAACACAGUCAAAGGCCGUAGAGUCUGCACUGAACGGCGCUUCAAAGUCGGAAAAGUCAGCCGCUGUGCAAACAUUGUACCGUCAAGCCGUGUCGGAUCUGCCAUCUGCACACAAGCGACCAAAGCAGACGCGUGCAGCUUUCGGUUUCUUCGAGCAGUCCAUGCUGUUGAACCUCGGCUUUGUGCUGCUGUCGACUGGCGCCACCAUCGCAGCGACUGUCAUCCUUGGAAAGCGUGCAAGAGCUUAUUACUCUCACUGA
Messenger RNA from Aureobasidium uvarum, 1491 nucleotides. The record is from the annotation of a GenBank genome assembly. Lineage: Eukaryota; Fungi; Ascomycota; Dothideomycetes; Dothideales; Saccotheciaceae.